GCCCGGCGGCCUUCGGAGGCGGCCUCCCGCCCGGCAUGCCCUUCGGCGGCGCGCUCCGGUUCGGAGGGGCGUGGCGGGGCGUGCUCGGCUGCCUCUCCUCCGAGGCGAUGGACAACCCCUCCCUCUCCGACGGAGACAAGGUGCUGCUCCCGCCCUCGACGCUGCAAGAGAUCAUGGCCCGCGUCGGGGAGGGAGGCAUGCCCCACCCGAUGCUCUUCAAGCUCGAGUGGGGCGGCGCGGCCCGCCACGUCGGCGUCCUCGAGUUCUCCGCGCCCGAGGGCUCGGUCGUGGUGCCGCUCUGGAUCAUGCGUGCGCUCGGCGCGAGUGACGGCGACCAGCUGCAGCUCUCUUCGGCGGAGCUGCCGCGCGGCACUUUCGCCAAGCUCCAGCCGCUCGACGACAACUUCGUCGCGCUGUGCGGACACGACGCCAAGGGAUCGCCCGAGCGGCCCCUCCCCGCCUCGCGCGCCACUCUCUCCCUCGGCGACUCCGUGAUGCUGCACACCGGGGCGGCGCAUGCGGGUAGGGGCGUUGGGGGGUGGCGCAUGAGUGAGCAGGUCUGCGUCAUCGAGACGGAGCUCGAGGUCGACUUCGCCGCGUCAGUCAUCAACGAGGAGGAGCAAAAGGCGGCGGCCGAGGCGGCCGCAAAGGCGGCGGCUGAAGCCGAGGCGGCUGCGGCCGCCGCCGCCGCCGCCGCCGCCGCGCAGGCGGAGGCGGAGGCGCACGCUCGCCGGGCGGCCGAGGCGGCCGAGGCGGCGGAGGCUCUCCCUGCCGAGCCCGCACCUGGGCCAGACGCGACGACGGUGCUCGCGCGGCUGCCAGACGGGAAGCGGCUGAGCCGCCGCUUCCCGAAGCAGGCGCCCCUCAGCCACGUGCGGACUUGGGUCACCGCCGCUUCGCCGGAAGCGGCGGCCGCGUGCCCCGCCGGGCUCGAGCUCGUCUCGAACUACCCGCGGCUGGUCGUGGGCGAGGCAGACGCACCGCUGUCGCUGCUCGAGGCGGGUCUCCACCCGCAGGCAACCUUCUUUGUCCGCGAGGCGGCCAGCCCGGAGGCCGCGUGACGCAUCGAGAGGCGGACGGCGCGGCGUCGGGCCGCAUCGGCCGCUCGAGACUCGCCACGCCGUCCUGCAUGCCGGACACGUUCUUUUCACAGGCAAGUCCCGAUUCGUGGGUUUGUGCGGCUUUUGAGAGGGAGGGCGAGACCGUGUGAGCGCGUGCGCGAGCGGACUUUGCGCGGGCGGCCUGCCGGUCUCUUGUCUCUUGAGCGCUCUGGUCUGCCUCGCCGCCGGUCUCUCGCACUCGCUCACUCGCUCUCGCGACUCGCCGUCUCGAGCCUUUGUGUUCUCUCUCCUCUUCUUGUUUGGUCGUGUACAAGAAAGUACUCGCUUUUGCGGACGGCGAGGUGAUUGUGGAUCCCCACUCGGCCACACUGGCUGAGUCUCGCCGCUCGUCGGGUCGCCCCCCACGCAGCGGCCCCCUGGCCCACGCAGCGCCCAGGGCAGGAACUAGCGCGCGUUGAUAGAUAAAUGCGUCGCGCUCCUGGAGCUGCGGCGGCUAGUCCGGGCGGUAGCCUGCCUGGGCGAUGGAGGAGCGCGGCGUCAUGUCGAGGACCCGCUUGCCGCGGUUGUUCGCGACGUCGCGCGCGGACACCAUCCGCUGAAGCGCGUUGAAGAUGCAGCGCGUCUGGUUGAUCUUGUUCUUGGAGCCGUGCACCUUGACGGAGACGUCGGUGAUGCCGAAGGCGUUGAGGAUCUUCCACAUGAGCCACGAGCAGCGCGUGCCUAAUUAAUUCAUCACAUCAUUAAGGACCUAAUUAAGUGAUUAAUCACCACAUGAGCCACGAGCAGCGCGUGCCCGACCCCGCCCGCCGCAUCAGGACGACGCACUUGGUCCUUGCCCACGUGUCCUCCAUGUCGUGGAAGAUGGUGCGGCCGUCGAAGCGGUCCACGUGCAGCAGCUGCUUGCGCGCCGCCUUGCACGCCUUGACCAGCGCCUCCGUCGCCUCCUCGUCCUUGCCGAGGCCGAAGCCCGCGCUGCCGGCUCCAUUCCCAACCACUGCGAGCACAGAGAUGGAGCGCUUCUUGCCCCCGCUCGUCACCUUUGACACGGCCCUCGUGUGCAAGACGUGCGCGAAGAAGCCGCCGGGAGGGAGGGCGCCCGCCUCGCGCAGCCGGACCGAGUCGAGGAAGGAGGAGACCAUCGACAGGUCCCCCGACCCGCCGUCGUCGUCCAGACCAAGCUCGUCCAGGUCCAACGCCUCCCUCCGCCCCUCGGAGCCGGGAGGCGGGUACCGCGCCGGCGCGGCCAGUGCGGCGGGGCCGAGCUCGUCGAGCAGGCCAAGGAGCUCGGCGCGUCGUCGAGCGGAGACGGCGUCGUCGCUCAGCAGCGCCUCACGCACCGCCUCGAGCUCCUCGGCCGCCUGGCCCCGCCCGCCGUCGCGCCCCUCACCACCGAUUGCCUCGCCCACCGACUCGAGCGAGUCGUCCAGAAGGAACUCGAGGUCGUCGUAGUCGUCGCGAGGGUCCUGCGCAGCCGCCUGCGCCACCGAUCGGAGGGGCGAUCUCCGCCGUUCGGACCGUUUGUCGCCCUCAAACGCCACCUCCUGCGCAAACUCCUGCUGCGUCGCCGCGUUCCACUUGCUCCAGAACCCCCCACGCCGGUCGCCCUUGCCCGCCCCGGACGGCCCGGCCAUGCCGCGCGUCGGCGCGCUGGCGACGAGCGCGCGAGCACGCGCCAGUCGGCUCGC
This is a messenger RNA of Emiliania huxleyi CCMP1516, 2746 nucleotides long. RefSeq lists its product as hypothetical. Bases 36 to 1061 code for a protein of 341 amino acids. Gene Ontology annotation, cellular component: VCP-NPL4-UFD1 AAA ATPase complex. NCBI's taxonomy places the organism in Eukaryota, Haptophyta, Isochrysidales, Noelaerhabdaceae. Gene Ontology annotation, molecular function: polyubiquitin modification-dependent protein binding. The record is from RefSeq and is a predicted model, not a curated record. The transcript is spliced from 13 exons.